AUGUUUCUUUUCCUUUUCAAAGGCCAGCGACUGGGCUUUGACGGGGAUAGCGCGGACUUCUGGAGUGACAAGUUCACUUCUGAUGCGAGUGACAUUUCUGAAGCAGAGUCUGCACAGCGGGCGGAUGGAGGGUCAUCACAAAACACCAUGAGAAGCGUCGCUCUCCUGGGGAAGACGGGGGCUGGGAAAUCAUCCUUUGUCAAUGCCAUUAGAGGCCUGGGUGACGAAGAGGAAGGUGCUGCUAAAACCGGGGUGGUGGAAACGACCAUGGUACCGACUUCUUACCAGCUUCCCAAUCAGCCCAAUGUUACAAUAUGGGACCUGCCGGGGUUUGGGUCGAAGACACGUCAAUCAGACAUGGACCUCGAUUUCUUCAAUUUGAGCCAAUACGAUGCGUUCCUCAUCUUUUCCUCCCAUCACUUCACAGCCACCCAUGCCGGCCUGGCCCGGAAGAUCCAGCGAGCAGGGAAGAAGGUUUAUUUUGUGCGCUCCAAGGUGGACAGGGAGUUGCUUGCUGCCCGGAGGAAUCGGCCUUCUACCUAUAAUGAAAAGCGAAUUCUGCAGCAAAUCAAAGACAGCUGCAUGAAACGCUUGCAGGGAGAAGGGGUGACUUCCCCGCAGGUUUUUCUCCUGUCUAACUUUGAAUAUGGCCGACACGACUUCCCUCUCCUAGAGGAAAUAUUACAGCAAGAAUUUGGGAGUCGUUUGGCUGGCUGAGCUCUUGUUCCCCAAAAAUCUUGUGCAAGGAAAAAGCAGCCAUGCAGAGUCAGAAAGCAGGGCCAUCCAGGGGUGGGGGGGGGCAAGAAGGUCCUUCACUUGCUCCGAGGGUCCCUGGAAAAC
Molecule: messenger RNA, 840 nt
Organism: Mauremys reevesii (Reeves's turtle)
Lineage: Eukaryota; Metazoa; Chordata; Testudines; Geoemydidae
Product: interferon-inducible GTPase 5-like
Exons: 1
Coding region: 1-717 (238 amino acids)
Cellular component (GO): membrane
Molecular function (GO): GTPase activity; GTP binding
Source: RefSeq, a predicted model, not a curated record